This is a messenger RNA of Fomitopsis serialis, 1116 nucleotides long. RefSeq lists its product as uncharacterized. The record is from RefSeq and is a predicted model, not a curated record. The transcript has 4 exons. NCBI's taxonomy places the organism in Eukaryota, Fungi, Basidiomycota, Agaricomycetes, Polyporales, Fomitopsidaceae. Bases 1 to 1116 code for a protein of 371 amino acids.
AUGUCGAACGCCUCAUGGACUCCCAAUGAACCCGCGGACGUGCUCUUCAGCGAGAAGACCUGGCUUCAAGGGGCAAUUCUCACUGGCGUGGGCUACGGAGUUGUUUUCACCCUCUUUACCCAAUGCUUCCGUGCUCUUCUCCUCGACAUCAAUCGGGCGAACAUGAAGCGACGGGUCUUCUUUCUAAUAUACAUUACGAUAAUGUUCAUUCUCGGGACGAUAUUUAUGGCCGCCUGUGCGGAAAUGACACAACUGUCGUUCGUCCAGUACCGCGACUAUCCCACUGGCCCAAGCGGAUACGAGAACGAUGAGUUCUCAAUCCCUGCGGACGAAGCGGGAAAUGUGGCAUUUGUACUGACGAAUUGGUUUGCCGAUGCCCUGCUUAUCUGGCGUUGCUCGGUCAUCUACCGCGGUGUUGGAUCCAACAUCUGGAUCCCACUCCUGCUGCCUGCUCUCAUGUAUCUCACGGAGUUGGCUAUGGGAUUCCUGUGGCUCAUCCAGAUAUCGACGCCAGCAUCCUCGCCCUUUCAAAACGGAUCGGCAAGCAAGAUCAACUGGACAGUGCCGUACUUCAGCAUAGCGGUCUCUUUGAACGUAGUCGUCACACUCAUGAUCGCUGCUCGGCUGUGGCUCUACCGUUACCGAAUCACCUCGGUUCUCGGCAUGGGGCACGGCUCCCAUUACACUGGCAUCGCCGCCAUGAUCGUCGAGUCGGCAGCUAUCUAUUCAACCUUCGCACUUCUCUUCAUUAUUCCAUUCGGCGUUGGGAAUGCGAUCGCCAACACGUUCCUUCAGGCACUGUCUCAAGUGCAGAUCAUCGCACCACUUCUCAUCAUCUACCGCGUCGCCCGAGGCAAAGGCUGGACUUCCAAUACCUCCACCGCCGUCAUGUCCAGCAAGACGCGCUCGACCACCUUCAGCACGAAGAACACUGUCAGCGUCAAGAACCUUUCCGGUUCCUACUUCAAGACUGGACAAGGCAGCUCCAUGGGCAGAGCGACCGACAUGAAGGAAGGGGACAUAGAAAUGGACGCCUUGGAUGAUAGUACUGUACACGAAAGCGUCAGGCAGGUUCGAGACUCGAAUGGUGGAGUUGAACAGGGUGAAGCUGUCUGA